Trichosurus vulpecula (common brushtail) is the source of this 2869-nucleotide messenger RNA. Its product is annotated as zinc finger protein 883-like. The record is from RefSeq and is a predicted model, not a curated record. The coding region runs from base 131 to 2245 and encodes 704 amino acids. The transcript has 5 exons. Lineage: Eukaryota; Metazoa; Chordata; Mammalia; Diprotodontia; Phalangeridae. Gene Ontology annotation, biological process: regulation of DNA-templated transcription.
GGGAUAUAGAGGGGAAACUGACUGGGAGAGGGGCCGAGAAGUAUCCUUUAGCUCCGCCUGGGCUGGCUCAGUUCACAAAGUUCUUGCUGUCCUCCAAGUGAAGAAGGCAGGAGACCAAGUGACAUCAGUCAUGUUAAACAGGCCCAAGGACCAUGUGAAGAGAAGCAAGACUGUUUCAGUGUUUCAGAAAUCAGUGACAUUCAAAGAUGUGGCUGUGUACUUCACCCAGGAGGAAUGGGGGCAGUUGGACUCUGUUCAGAAGGAUUUAUAUAGGGAUGUUAUGCUAGAGACUUACAGGAACCUAGUCUCCUUGGGAAUCCCAGUUUCCAAACCUGAAGUAAUUUCUCAGCUGGAGAAAGGAGGGGAGCCCUGGAUUCUGGAUCUCCAGGAAGUUGAAGACAAAGAAGCCCAAAGAGGAUGGAAAACCAUAACCAAAGAUUCUAUUUCUGAAGUAGAGUCACCAGAUGCAAGGGAACAGUUCAUAGGAGUUAUUCCACAGGGUGUUAGAUUUGAAGAAGAAUUUGAUGUUAAGGACAGGUUAUCAAGGAAACAGGAAAACUUCACAGGAGAAACUCAAGAGAAAUACUUCUCGCAGGAGAGAUGUUUCAGGCAAAUGAAAUUUUCUCAUAAUAAAUCCUGCACUGGGGAGAGAGACUAUGAACAUAAUGAUUAUGGGAGAAACUUUCUAAACUCAAACUCUGAAAGCCAUUCAAGAUUUUUUAUAGGAGAGAAAACCUAUGAAGUUGGUAUCGGUGGGAAAAGCUCCAAACAAAAUUCAGACCAAAAUAAAUACCAGAAACUUUCCACAAAGAAAAAACCUUGUAAGUGUAAUAAAUGUGGGAAAACCUUCACUCAGAGCUCAUCCCUUACUCAGCAUCAGACUAUUCAUACUGGAGAGAAACCCUUUAAAUGCACUGAAUGUGGGAAGGCCUUUAGCCGGAGCUCGCUCCUCACUCAACAUCAAAUUAUUCAUACUGGAGAGAGACCUUAUAAAUGUAACAUAUGUGAGAAAGCUUUUAGCCGUAACUCAUUCCUCAUUCAGCAUCAGAGGAUUCAUACUGGAGAGAAACCCUAUAAGUGUAAUGAAUGUGGGAAAGCUUUCAGCCAGAGCACAUGCCUUACACAACAUCAAAGAAUUCACACUGGAGAAAAGCCAUAUAAAUGUGGUGAAUGUGGGAAAGCCUUCAAUCAGAACACAUGCCUUACACAACAUCGGAGAAUUCAUACAGGAGAAAAGCCUUUCAAAUGUAAUGAAUGUGAGAGAACUUUCCGUAAGCAUUCACAGCUUACCCAACACCAGAGAGUUCAUACUGGAGAGAAGCCCUAUAAGUGUAGUGAAUGUGAUAGAGCUUUCAGUCAAAGGACACGUCUUACUCACCAUCAGAGAAUCCAUUCGGGAGAGAAACCAUACAAAUGUAUUGAAUGUGGGAAAGCCUUCUUUCAGAGCUCAUCUCUGACUGAACAUCAAAGAAUUCACACUGGAGAAAGAGACUAUGAAUGUAGUAUAUGUGGGAAAACCUUCCCAAAACACUCACAUCUUGUUCAACAUCAGAGAAUUCAUACUGGAGAGAAACCUUAUCAUUGUAAUGAAUGUGGGAAAGCAUUUAAUCAGAUCACAUGCCUUACUGAACACCAGAGGAUUCAUACUGGAGAAAAGCCUUUUAAAUGUAGUGAAUGUAAGAAAGCCUUCCAAAAACAUUCAGCACUUACUCAACAUCAGAGAAUCCAUACUGGAGAGAAACCAUAUAAAUGUAAUGAUUGUGGGAAAGCCUUCAGUCACAGCUCAAUCCUUACUCAACACCAGAGAAUUCACACCGGAGAGAAACCUUAUAAAUGUAAUGAAUGUGGGAAAGAUUUUCGCAAUCAUUCACAUCUUACUCAACAUCAGAGAAUUCAUACUGGAGAGAAACCAUAUAAAUGUAAUCAAUGUGGGAAGGCCUUCAAUCAGAGUGCAUGCCUCACUCAACAUCAAAGAAUUCAUACUGGAGAAAAACCUUUUAAAUGUAAAGAAUGUGGAAAGGCCUUCAGUCAUAGUUCUUCCCUUUCUGAACAUCAGAGAAUUCAUACUGGAGAGAAACCCUAUAAAUGUAAUGAAUGUGGGAAAGACUUUCGCAACCACUCACAUCUUACACAACAUCAGAGAAUUCAUGUUGGUGAGAAACCUUAUAAAUGUAGUGAAUGUGGGAAAGCCUUCAGCCGUAGUUCAGCCCUUAUCAGACAUCAACAGCUUCACAGAGGAGAGUAAUUAAUGUGGGCAAAGCUGUAGGUAGAUUUAUCACUUUGUUAAAUGUACAUACUUAAGACGUUAUAAUAUGAGGAAUUUGUCACAAGUUGUAAUGAUGUUUUAAGGUAUGAGAAAAAAAGAUUCCCCUAUUCCUUGUUUCCCUUCAGAACAUUAGCUGCCACCUAGAAAUUGUUGAGGCUACUUUGAGGUUAAUCAUUAGUGGUCUGAUCAGGGAUCUUACUAGCAUUAUACAUAUAUACAUAUAUAUAUGUAUAUACAAAAACAUAUCUACAAAACUACAGGACUUCAAAAGUUGUAGGAUACUGUAUUAAGUACAAUUAUAGAUUGAGUAUAGACAGUUCUCUAUAUAUUAUUUUUAUUUUAAAGGUUCAUCUUAGGGUAGUUGUUUGGAAGACAUAAUUUCUUUUUCCUCUAGGUACAUUGCUAUUAAAAUAAUUAAUUCGCUUGUUUAAUAUUUUAAUAUUUUCUUGAAACUUCUCACAGUCCUGGUUAGGUUCCUAAAACUAGUCUACAGAAGCUAUAUAAGCCUAUUUAAUGCCUACCAGCUUAAAUGUCAUAUGUUUAUACAUACAUGAUGAGAAAUAUAACACAUUUUUGAAACAGUAAUUAAACAAUUUAUUAGGA